CGCCGUUUGGUGCCGGCUGAUCUUGGUGUGAAGCAGGGGCGAGGAUGGAUGCUUCAAGUGGAAAUUCGGUUUCGGCGACGGAUGGAGAAACCUUGCUUUUCGGGGAGAGGUGAGCUGGAAAGGCGCUAAAUGUGCGGUGGUGGAGCUGAAAGAACACCAGCUUCGUCUCGGCGGCAAGCGUGUCUCCCCACCAUCAACGGGUGAAUGUGUCACCAAAGGUGACAGACUGCGUUGGGAUCUCGAUUUCGAGUUCUUGAAACAAGCACUUUCCGCGAAGCUCGCUUGUUCCCGUGGCGAGGAAAGACUCGAAAGCAAAGCAGCCGAAAUCCCCGCGUCCUUGGGUAUACACACGAGUUCCAGCGUACCCACCGGAGAAGAGAGGGCGAGAGCAAACGCGCGUGUGCGGCCGUGGCGAAAACGCCGUUCAGUUGGGGGCACUGUAAUUCUUCUAUCUGUGAAUAAGGAAUAACGAUGACGGACUCUGGAAACUAGGGCGAAAAAGAAAGACAGAAGUAAAGAAAGCUGGUUCUGGGAACUCAGGCGAAUACGAACUGACGAAAUCUGACCUGGUUGUGAGACGGAGGCGUAGGCUGGUUUACGCUUCCGCAGAAAGCUCCCAGAGCCGACUGUCGGGCGCGGGGCUUCACAGACCGGGAGUUGCGCAGCGGGGAUACAGCUUUCAGAAAACGCGAAAAACAGGAAAGACGUGUUUUUGUUGACAACAUGGUGAUGCACCCGUGGCCGGUGAAAACAGUCAACGUGCGGCCACAAGUGUUGUUAGGGAAGGAAGAAGCAAGUCAACGUUCAUGGAGCCUGGUGAAAAAGUACUCACAUCUGUUUCUGCUCCGUACUCCUUCCUUUUUGCAUCUUCUUCUGCACCUAGGAUACAAGUUCAUCGUUGCUUACACGCGGGGGAACGUUGCGGCCCAUUCGGGGCUGCAAAGUGUGGCGCCGGAUUGUGUCGGUGACGCUGGAGAGAGAAAGAAGCAACCGCUGUGCCCUACACUGUCUCGUGCUCUUUUGAACUGGAAGAGGAAAGCAAACAAAUCAGGUACACAUUCGCGGUCUUCCCGAGCAGUCGGAUUCCUCGUACUUGUAUAUGCACCUGAUAAUCUGCUUUUGAGAGGAGCACCGCUGGCCUUCACGCCUAUGGGAGCCAGAGCACCCUCUUCUGCAAGGGACUUGUACGUGUCCACCAAAUUCCCGAGUUGUAAGGCGUUCAUUGACUCAUCGGCUACUGACACCGUCACGUCAAGAACAUUGAAAAGGAACGACGCCAUCUUAUGGAGAUCCCUCGCGAGUCCGACGACAUACUCUCCACCAGCUGCAGAUGUGUCAGAAGCCUCAGGCAGUGAUUCUUCUCUCUUCAACGCGUGCGCCAUCUCGUCCAUUAAUGCGGCACUUUUUGUGAACAAUCGUAGUGCUCCCCCCGCCCCGGCGCUACCCUGCAGAAGCGGUCCGAUUCCUCUGGCCAAGUGUUCCUUCGGUACCGGUGAUUCAGUACCAUUUGCAGAUGCAGAAGCACUAAGAAUUCGAGGUCGUCCGUCAAUGUAAUGCUCCGAACCAUUGUCUUCGACAUCGGCCUCUCGAAUUCUCCUGUACUGGACCCCAUCUUCCUUUCGUGGGUCACGCUCGGCGACAGGUACGGCUGCUUCCUCAGUUUUAUGACUUGAGGUUGCCCGUUCGUCUUCUUGGCUUUCAUGAACAGCGAGCAUGCUUUUGUCUAGUUGCCCUUUGGCGAUAUACUCGUUACUCAUUUCAUGUUCACGAGUUGUUUUGCUCUCUUCACGGUUGUCAUCAUC
Toxoplasma gondii ME49 is the source of this 1802-nucleotide messenger RNA. RefSeq lists its product as hypothetical. Lineage: Eukaryota; Apicomplexa; Conoidasida; Eucoccidiorida; Sarcocystidae. The transcript has 5 exons. The record is from RefSeq and is a predicted model, not a curated record. Bases 724 to 1554 code for a protein of 276 amino acids.